Messenger RNA from Schistocerca americana (American grasshopper), 324 nucleotides. RefSeq lists its product as uncharacterized. Lineage: Eukaryota; Metazoa; Arthropoda; Insecta; Orthoptera; Acrididae. Bases 1 to 324 code for a protein of 107 amino acids. The record is from RefSeq and is a predicted model, not a curated record. The transcript has 2 exons.
AUGAGCUGUGACGCGUGCAGCGUGCUGUGUGCGGACGGCCCGGCGCGGCACUGCGCGACGCUCAGACUGAGCCCGGCCAGCCGCGCGCCCGCCGCCGCCGCGUCCCCCCUCCACGCGGCCGCCGGGCCGGGCUACCUGUUUACCGUGCGCGCGCGCAGCCCGCGUCUCCGCGAGCCACACGCGACCGGCGCGAGGCCGCCACGCGACCCGCCGCUCGCCGCCGCCGCCGCCGCCGCCUCCGCCGGGCCGCACGCACCGCCCCGGAAGGCUUGCUCCGACUCUCAGGGUCAACGCCGUCCGGCACACGCGUCGCCGCAUUGGUGA